AAAAAGUUCAUACUCCUACAAAGAUCUGUUAAAUCGAAGACGUGCUACAAUUUGCGAGGCAAAGGGUCGCGGUGUGCAGAAUGUGAGCUAACUGCCAGCCUGCCAGGAUACAAAUGGCGUGGCAAAGGGUCUUAAUUUAUCUAGGCAGCACAUGACACUUUCUAGUACACAAGAAAUUCAGAAAGCAUUGCAUACGGAAGCUAGCUUUCUUUAAUCCUUCUUUGCAUCGUCAGUAUUCAGUUUGACAUUGGAGCAUUCGAGUGCAUCCAGAUCUCAGCCGAUUCCGUCCUCAUCAAACAGGCGGGGCAUGGCGUCCGAGGCAGCCAGCGUCGCCGUGGUCUCGGCCGCCGUGGCCGCGGCCAUGGUUUAUGCGCGCCUCGCCGCCUCGCGUUCGCACCCCGGCCUCCCCCGCCUCGCCGCGCUCCUCCCGGUGCUCCUCCUCCUCCCCGUCCUCCCCUUCACGUUCUCCUCCAUCCACCUCCGCACCAUCUCCGCCUUCUUCCUCGUCUGGCUCUGCGGCUUCAAGCUCCUCCUCCUCGCCGCCGGCCAGGGCCCUCUCCACCCGGCGCUCCCGGUCGUCCGCUUCGUCGCCUGCGCGGCGCUUCCCAUCAAGGUAGUAGUAGAAGUCCAGGACAGAGCAGCAGCGCAUCAGCCGUCCCGGCGGUCUCUCCCUCCCGCGUUCUUGCUCUCCUACGCGGCCAAGGCGGCUCUGUUCGCGGCGCUCGUCUCGCUCCGGGGCAUCCGGGCUCGGAUGCCCGCGUACGGCGUGGUCGCGUUCGACGGUGUGCACGUCUACCUCUUGCUCGAGCUGUUCAUGGCGUCCGCCGCGUUCUUCGCCCGGGCCCUGCUCGGGGCCGACCUGGAGCCACAGUUCGACCGGCCGUACCUGGCCUCCUCCCUCCGCGAUUUCUGGGGCCGCCGGUGGAACCUCAUGGUGCCCGGCGCGCUCCGCCCCACCGUGUACCGCCCCGUGCGCAGCCGCCUCGGCGUGCCGGCCGGCAUGCUCGCCACGUUCGUGGUGUCGGGGCUCAUGCACGAGGUCAUGUUCUACUACAUCACGCUCCGGGCCGGCACCGGGGAGGUGACCGCGUUCUUCGUGCUCCACGGCGUGUGCGUGGUCGCGGAGCGGUGGUGGGCGAUCCGGAGCCGGAGCGGGCUGUGGAGCCCGCCGCGGCCCGUGGCGACGGCGCUCACGCUGGCGUUCGUCGCGGGCACCGCGUCCUGGCUCUUCUUCGCGCCCGUCAUACGCGGCGGGCUGGACAAGGCCAUCGUCGCCGAGUGCGAGGGGAUGCUGGCAUUUUUGGAGGCGGCUGCGCGUGCUCUGGCUGACGCGGCGGCACGUUUGGUCUGGUCAUGAUUCCGGUUGGCAUUCGCGGUGUGUAUGUCAUGUAAUUGUAGUUCCGUGGUUUGCCCAUGGCGAUUCCGGUUGAAUUUGAUUUCAGGGGAACAAUAAGGUCUUCAGCGUAUUUCCCCAGAACAGAAUCUGGUAUCACCGCGCUAUGCGUGGGCACUGGAUCAUGGGAUUGUCGUGUCACGAAGGUGUAGUGUACACGCUGCAUACAAGAGCAUCAGACAACUGAAACUGGAAGAGCACAUUUUCCGUGAUGUCAAA
Messenger RNA from Brachypodium distachyon (stiff brome), 1612 nucleotides. RefSeq names its product long-chain-alcohol O-fatty-acyltransferase. The transcript has a single exon. The record is from RefSeq and is a predicted model, not a curated record. NCBI's taxonomy places the organism in Eukaryota, Viridiplantae, Streptophyta, Magnoliopsida, Poales, Poaceae. Gene Ontology annotation, biological process: lipid metabolic process. Bases 308 to 1357 code for a protein of 349 amino acids.